Aspergillus japonicus CBS 114.51 is the source of this 2170-nucleotide messenger RNA. Its product is annotated as TFIIB-type zinc finger domain-containing protein. The transcript is spliced from 8 exons. Lineage: Eukaryota; Fungi; Ascomycota; Eurotiomycetes; Eurotiales; Aspergillaceae. Bases 282 to 1904 code for a protein of 540 amino acids. Gene Ontology annotation, biological process: RNA polymerase I preinitiation complex assembly; nucleolar large rRNA transcription by RNA polymerase I. Gene Ontology annotation, cellular component: RNA polymerase I core factor complex; RNA polymerase transcription factor SL1 complex. The record is from RefSeq and is a predicted model, not a curated record. Gene Ontology annotation, molecular function: RNA polymerase I core promoter sequence-specific DNA binding.
GUGAUUUGAAACUUUUAAGUCUUGGUUUGACCAGUCUCGGCGCAAGAAACCGUUGCCUUUUAAAUCCUCCGUCUUUAGAAGACUAUAAACUGCUGUGGAUACUGACUAACUUAUGUCACGAGUUGAUGUACAUUGAAUGGUUGCGACAAGGGGGAAAAUUUUUUGAUCAGUACGGGAAACCCAUCUUACCAUUCGACAUUGACCCGUAUCUGAGGGACCCAGGUCCUCCGUCACUUCCUCACCUCUCCCUGUGACCACAAGAAUGAAGAGUACUGCCCCGGAUGGAGUACAUCACACGAGGGGUCUGUGGACAGGAAGGGUGCCGUGAAACGCGGUAUUACCUUGACAAUGGCCUCUGGUUUUGUAGGCGGGGUCAUCAGCAGGAGGGGCGACAAGUCGAAGCGGAUGCAGACGAUUUUGGAACUCAAGGUCGAACGAGUCGCAUAAAGAAAGCGGCGGUCGAAAAGGCCCAAAGGACUUACCGGGGUCGUCAGGCAUCUCGUCUGUUUCUGCAAGUGUAUCAAUUGAUUCUCUGGAAACAAUCUUACACCUUGGUCCAGAGCCGCGGCUUUCCGCCAGAGUUUGAGAAUGUGAUCCGAGACCUUUGGGCGCUCCAUCUGGAUACCUUCGCGGACCAGAUCAAUGAGCUGUCAGAGUUGAAUGAUGAACCGCGAUUCUUCAGCUCUCAGCCGGCCUCCAGCUUCGAUGAGCCUCCAGAGGCGAAGCUCGGUACCACGCAGACGAAAUGGCCUCGACUGAUCGAUAGCGUGGCCUUGUGCUAUAUUGCCGCGCUGUUGAUGAGGCUUCCUGUGAGCAUUGAGGAUUUUCAUCGGAUGGCUAUACGGGGAGAAAUGCCCUUUAUCAGAAUCAUCAAAGAUAUUCCCCGCGAGAUGCGAGAUAGACUCCCACCGCAAUUCAUCGCCAUUCUCGAAACUACAAAAUUGAUUCAGCCUGAGCAUCUUCAUGGAGCCGUGGCGGAUCUCCUUUCGUACUAUCAUCAUCGAUUUGACAUGCAGUUUCCGCCUUUGAACUGGCCCUUCUUGCUUUACAGAUACAUAAAAAGGCUUGCGCUGCCGAUCGACAUCUAUCCUGCCGUCAAGAGGCUACAACACCUACUGGGUUUCUCUUUCGCAUACCCCACGGGUACAAAUGGCAGGAGAAGACCACUUCAAUUACCGGAAGUACAAGUGGUUGUCCUGAUUGUCAUUUCUACCAAGCUUCUAUUCCCGUUCGAUGACUACAACAGAUACCCUCUUUCUUCGAAGGAACCUUCUGUUCAGGUCAUUGACUGGGUGCUUUGGGCGCAGAACCAAAGGAAUUAUGACCGUGAACGGACUGCUGGCGGUAGGCUGGGCAAGGGGAAUGAGAUCUCGGUGGCUGAGAAGGACAUAUUGAGCAUGACCCCGUCCCAGAUGGAUGAGUAUAUGGAUUGGUACGAGAGCUCUUGGCUCGACCACAGCAAAGCACAAAAUCCAUUGGCCAGUUUCUUCCCGGUCAAUGUCAAUGCAAGUGAGAGCCAGACCGCCAGCGCUUCAGUAGAGGGGAAUGAUGCGGAGGCUCUGCUUUCGAUGCUGCGAACCUCGACGAGUCAGCUGAAACCCACCAAGGUCAUCACCGGGGAGAGUAUCGAUACACCCCGACCAGGCUCCGCCUAUGCGCGCUACCGAACGGAGGCCGAUCUUCCUGAGACGGCAAGGCCCUUCUUCGAGACUACUGCCAAAGUAGCUGGAAUCUCGCUCUCCACUCUUGUCAGGGCGGUGUCUCAGGCGGAACACAAGAUAACCAGAUGGCUGGAAGAGCACCGACGGGUCGAAGCGAUCAAAGAUACGUUGGACACGGACGUCUCUCGAGACACUAGCGAGAUGGAUGAUCAAGAUAUGUCUGAGUCUGGAGAAGGAGAAUAAUGAGAUGUACAUCUACAAGUGAGAAUGCAGCUGCGUGAACUGUGCUUCUUUGGUUAAGGUGAAAAGAGAAAACAGUGUGGAAGCCUAGGCCUGUCCAUAUAGUUACCAAGGGCCAAGGCUCAUCUCAAUGGAGAGAAUACGGUUUCAAUCACAAGGUCACAAGGAUUGAGGAGUGGUGGGCAUGACGGCUGCAGUAUUGAGGAAUAUCGACCAACCAGGAUGCAAUGGUACAAAUUGCAUACCCGCAACCUUGAUAAAAUGAAAGC